This is a messenger RNA of Kickxella alabastrina, 1679 nucleotides long. RefSeq lists its product as uncharacterized. Bases 500 to 1456 code for a protein of 318 amino acids. Gene Ontology annotation, biological process: endoplasmic reticulum calcium ion homeostasis. The record is from RefSeq and is a predicted model, not a curated record. NCBI's taxonomy places the organism in Eukaryota, Fungi, Kickxellomycota, Kickxellomycetes, Kickxellales, Kickxellaceae. Gene Ontology annotation, cellular component: endoplasmic reticulum. Gene Ontology annotation, molecular function: calcium ion binding. The transcript has a single exon.
UGACCUUGGCCCGUUGCUUUAUCUCGACCUGCGUGGGGGAAGCCCGCCGUGUAGCGCUUUUUGACUUGGUGUGGUUUACUUUAUAUAUAUAUAUAUUUCUACUAGGCUGGCAUUUCUCGCUCGGGUAUACUUUUAGACUGCAUAUUUAAUGCUUCGCCUCUUCAGACUGUCGCUCGUCACGCUUUCGUGCGUGGCACUGCUUGCAGCCAAAGUAAUUGCCGAUGAGCUCGAAGAUGUGGUGGGUGAGGUUACCCUGCCUGCUGCCGAGACGCCGGUUUCGCCCAAAGGCUCACAAGGUACAGCGCAUGCACACCCUAUUAUACUGAGUGUUUAGACCGCCAGAGCGCGAAUUACACAGCGAUAUUGGCGCUGUCUUACAACCAAAGGAAUGAUACUAACAUACCCCCUUUUUGAAUCGCAUUUGGUCUGAACGCACACCUGCACCUGUAACGACACACCGAUAGCCGUUGCGGUCGAGCUUACAUUUACAAACUUCAAAAUGGAAGCGAUGCUUGUCGCGCUGGCAAUCGGCCUGGUCGCAAACUAUUUCUACGGAUCGCGGACAAACACCCAGCUUUCAAAGACAUGGGAGAAACCCAUCGCUGAGGUCUUGAAUGCCAACUUUAGCCUUGUCGGCGACGGAAAGCGCGUUUUGGAGUGGGACAGCGCGGCCGACAUGCUCUUGUAUGCCAGCGGGCGUCGCCACUGCAAGUUUGUUCAGGGCCACCUAAUGCUCAAGGCGCGCCAGGACCCUGUUUCUCUGCUCAAUGACCUCGUCGCCAACAACCAGGAGAAGCUCGAAAUGGAGAUUGUUUUGAACGAAGACGAGUUUGUCGGGUUUGUGUUUGCCGCCGUCCAGCGCAAGCGCGCAAAGGCACUCAACCGCGAUCGCUACGACAUCUCCACUUUCACAAAGAUCGUCGCAAACGACAAGAUCUCGCCAAAGCUGGUACUGUUCAGCGAAAACGCCGACGCCACCGCCCAGCUGCUGGAAUCGGGCCUCGGGGACAUCCUGGCCGACGACAGCUCGCUUCUGGAGGAGGUCAUCAUUACCGACAGCCCGGCUGAGAAGCCCGACAGCCACGAGUUCAAGCGCGACAAGAAGCUUUCGGUCGUGAUCCGCCUGCCGGAGGCGACCAACAAUAGCAUCGCGCAGUUCAAGAAGCUGCUCGAGUUUGUGUUCUACCUGGUCGACUACAUUCCCGAGGGCAUUAACCUGCGCCCCGAGUCUGUUAAGAAGCUGACUAAGACGCGCGACGAGGCCUUCAAGGAGUUUUCGCGCAUGGUAGAGCAGGAUAAGCAGGAGGCCCUGGCCAAGGCCUUGUCCGAGAAGCGCCGUAUUGAGCUCGAGCAGGUUGACAAGAUGUCGCCCGAGCAGCGCCGCAAGUGGGAGGAAAAGGACCGCAAGAAGCAGCUCAAGAAGGAGCAGAGCAAGCGCGUUCGCCGCGUCAAGUAGCUUGAACAGAUCAAUACAUACGCCAGCAGAAUAGAAAAUAAAGACAGCCUUUGUGAUGGCGAUGAGAAAUUAUCAGAUUAGGCUGUGUUGCUUUUGGUGUGCGCCAGAAACAGAAAAAAUCAUUUCGCGCUUGUUUGCUGUCAGCCUCAAGCGAAAAGAAAAGGGCGAUCAGCACCUGUCGGUCUGGCAACUAGUCGCAUUACAUUUUAUCUUUAGUUCAAGU